UUCUGCAAACUGAUUUCGCUUUGCUUUUUACUUAUUUUGUGGUGCUCUUGCUGCUCUCACGCUCUAUCACCGGACUUGGUGCUGAAAUGAUUUGUUGUUGUUUUUUUUAUUCGUCUAAAGAUUGCUAGUGUACAUGUUUAUUAUUUCGCCGUUGUGAUCGAAAAUUAAUGAAUAACAGAAGAGACUGAAAGACAAAAAAUCAUUCGAAAUAAAUAAAAACACUUUCAAAAUAAUUAAUCAAUUUAUGGUUUUUGAUUUGCGAAUUUGCCAUACAUUUUUUUGGGAUGAAAUUCGUAGUUUUUGUUAUCUGAUUCCUUCGGGAUAGUGAAAUUCAUUUGUGCUUUGGGUGACUUUGUGAAAAUAUUCAAGAACGUGAAAUAGCCAAACAAAAAUCCAAAUCCGAAAUUGUUGAAACACGUCGUCGUUAUUCGAAUCGCAUCAUUUAUUUUUGCGUGUAUUUUCAACGCUACCCAAAAACAUACAAACGCAUCAUUUAACACAUGUAAUUCGUUCGUCGUUUCGUUAACGUCGGGAUCGCUGCGAAUGUGAUUGUUGCAUUUCGAAUGAUACGCGAAUGAAGAGGGAGAGAAAGAUAAAAAAAACCACCGUUACGGAACGAUUCGAUUUCAUUGCAACACAGUCAAUUUAAAUGAAAAUACUCGCUCAAUUUCAUGCUCAAGCUACGGCCGCCACCACUGCUGCUGUUCAAAUUCAACGCUGUUAGAGAACCGAGUUGUCCAUCAUCAAAAACUACACAAAUAAAAGAAAACUGACGAAUCAAAUCACUUGUGUUCAUUCUCUUUAGAUAAUUUUAUCACACAAAUGAUUUUUCUUUAUUUUUAAGGGAAAAUUUUGCAUUCCACUUUAAAUUUACAACAACAACAAAAAACAGCGACGCGCAUUAGCAUAUCAUUCAUUUAUCGUCAGUUCGAUUGUUGACAGUGUUUUAGACAUUUAAAUUGGUUGUGAGACUUUAUAUAAAUCGACAAAGAGAAAUAACGAACAAAAACAAAUAAACAAAACUAAACAUAAAUAAAAACCAAACAGACGAAUGAUUAAAAUAUUUAAGAAAAUGCCAAAAUAAUUCAAAUAGAACAUACUAUAUAUUGUUUAAAAUUGAUGAUAACAAAACCCAUAUAUAAUUGAAGAGCUAAAUUUCGACUCAAUUUUAUUCACACCCGAUUGAAGUUGUUACCACACAAAAGUUGAACGAGAAACACUUAAAAAACAACCGCACAUACACCGACCAAGUAGAGAGACAGAGAGACCGAUUUGUUUGUCUUUUUUUUAUUCUUUCACGUUUUUGUUCAUGUUGAAGAUCGGCUUCGGUAUUGUUGGAUCCGCUGGUUUAUCAGUCGGUUCAUUCGAUUAAAUAGCAUCAAGUGCAAACACGCAAAUGAAUUUCUUCCGUUUAUUGUUGCUUUGUUAAUACAGCUGAUGCUCCAUUGCCUCUGUAUGUUGAAAUGUGACACAAAAGACAAAAAAAAAUGUGUGCUGUGCGCUAGAAAGUGAUGAAUAAUUGGUCCAUGUCUGUUAUACACAUGGAUGUUAUUUGAUUUAUGGUGUACGAGCGUGAAAUCUCCCAAUCCAUUGAAAGAAAAAGUGUUCUCUCUGUGUGUGCUCGGCCAGAGAUAGUAAAUGGUUUCUUUUUUUUUGUGUGUGCUCAAAAUUGCUUUUAUGUUUCUGUGAGUUGCACUAGACAAACAAACAAAAAAAUUACAAAUUUUGUGUUAGACAAUAGGGAGACAAAAGUGUAAGCAGAGACAGAACAUUCACAACGGUCAUUGUUAGUUAAGAGUUUAACGAAUUUCGAUGUAUUUACUCGUUUAAACGAUUAUAUAGUUGAAAAAGUGUUUAUUUUUUCUUAACAAAAUACACCGCGUAUGUAUUUGAAAGGAUUUAUUUGUUGAAAUUGUUGGUUUGAAACGCGGACAAUUGUGUGUGUGUGUGCAUGCAAGAUUUGUAGACGUUUUUCAUUCUUCAAUUGUUGCAUUGUUCGAUUUUAACCUUCAACUGUAAGAGAGUGCAUGAUGCAAGCUUCAAUGUCAUUUCAACAAAUUAUGGCGUCAUCAUCAUCAUCACCAUCACCGACGACAACGAAAACGAUGACGACGAGAAUAAUAUCAUCUGCGCUACAUUCGCCAUUGAGCUGCAUGCUUCGAAGGAUCGGAGGGAAUAGACAGAGACCCAGCUGUUUAAAGAAAGCUCAACACAAGCAUUUAUACUGGAUUUUAAUUAGCUUAAACAUUUUUAUUGCGCUGGCAUAUUGUGAUGACGAUAUUAUAGCACCAUCAACACAACCAUUGCCACAAAAAAGGAGCGGAGUGCUAUCUGGUACAACAGCAUCAAGGGGAGGAGAAGCAGGGGUGCUUGAUAUUAAAGACCAUUGUAAUAAAACGGUGGAAAUUUACGAGGAUGUUUCAUCGCCCGAACUAACGAAUGCCAAUCGAAAUCGACCGUUAUUGUGCACAUACCGAUUUCGAAGCCAUCGCGGUACACCACGUGAUUGGGUACUACGAAUUCGCUUCAAAAAAUUUAAAGUCGGAAACAUAUUAAAUGCAACACACUGUGAUGGCGGAUAUUUGCAGAUUGUGGAUGGAAAUGCAAAAACCGAUGUAUCGAAUCGACGUGAACCGGGAAUGUUUUGCGGCGAAGCCGAACAACCACAAACGUUCAUUAGUGAAACCAGUUACGUCAAAAUCAUCUUUUUUGCGGAAAACUACACGGAUCAGACCUAUUUCUCGUUCGAUUCACGAGCCGAACAACAGAUUGAGGUGUAUUUGCGAUAUGGCCAACAUCCCGAACUCUAUCCAAAUCGAAGAGGCGAGGUAGUUCAAGGAUCGUAUUGUGAACGAGAAUUUCGUGAUUGUCGUCUUCAAACAUGUUACGUACAAUCACCAGCUUAUCCGGGACUGUAUCCGAGGGCGCUUAACUGCCGAUAUCGCUUGCAUACGCGACAACCUUUUAUCAAAUUGUAUUUGCAAAACGAACAUUUUUCUGUGGAUGGCCAACGUUGCGAAAAUAUUAUGACAUGUCCAAUGCGUGAAAUAGGAUCUGGCUCCAAUCAUUGUCCGUACGAUUGGUUGGCGGUUUAUGAUGGUCGAGAUGAGCAUGCACCAUUGAUUGGAAAAUUUUGUGGCGUUGGCAAGUUUCCAUACAGUAUAAUCGGCACAUCACAGCAUAUGUUUGUGGAAUUUGUAUCAUCUCCGGCGGGACCGCUGUUGAAUACGGGAUUUCAUUUUAAUGUCGGCAAUUGGCCGGGUCACGUAGAUACAGUUGGAAGUCGUAUCGGUGCAUGCGAUUGGAUUCUCAGUUCGGACGCGCUAAAGGAUUCAAAUGCAUCGGAGGGUAUAUUUUUGAGCAUCGCACAUUGGUAUCCACCAAACACAACGUGCAGCUAUCAUAUUCAAGGAAACGAAGGCGAAGUCGUUCGUUUGUACUUCCCAAGCUUUCGAAUAAAUCGAAUCGAAGCGCCAAUUGUCAAAAUCGAUAUGGACUGUGCUGAAUCGUUAACAAUUUAUGAUUCAAAUCGUGCUGAUCCGGCACGUAUUAUAAAAACAUUUUGUGACACAUUUUCGCGACCAAUGGAGAAAAUUGAUUUUGUUAGUACGGGUCGUUCGUUGUAUGUACGUUUCGAUAGUAAAACCGGAAGCUACAGUGGCAGUUCACUUUAUUAUUGGGCCCAUUAUGAUUUCUUUAAUAAUACAAAGUUUGGCGAACCCAUACCAAAUACCAUAUGCGAUGAAGUAUUUUAUGCAUGGAAACAUUCACACGGCCACGUUCGAUCGCCAUUGAAUACAUUGAUUUUCAAACGAGCCACUGGCACUGAUCUACGUUGUCAAUACAAAUUCAUUACCGAUAAACGGUUGUAUGCACGUGUUCUCAUUGAAGUGACAUCGGUUACAUUCAAAGAGCUACCAUACAAUAUGAACACAUGUACACGUUGUCAUGAAGAACGUGUUGAUAAGCUCAUCAUAUGGGAAGAACGUGAAAAGGCUCAAGAACCGUUGGCAUGCUUUUGUGAUGAUAUACCACGAGCGGUACGCAUCAUUUCAUCGGGUGAACAAAUGAACUUGGAAAUGAUUGUACAAGGUCAACAUUCGACAAAUAGCUACUUUAAAAAUCAAAGUCCAUUGUUUCAGGCAAAUUAUGAAUUCGCCCAUGGUCCAAUGUGUGGACCAAUUACAUUGGGACCAUCGGCCGAUGGUGAACUAUCAUUUCCAUUUCGUAAUAAAAUAAACUAUCAUCACCCGCAAGGUGAACAUGCGAAAAAAGAGAAAUGCAUAUGGGAGCUUAAGGUGGCCGGUGAACGUGAUUUAUGGAUGCAUUUGGAUAAAGCUGAAUUUACCGAUAAAUCAUGUGAUAUGGCACGCAUUGAAGUUUAUUUGGCCGGUCGUCUUGAACCACGUUUUGUCAUUUGCCCAGAAAAUGUGAGCUUGGCACAUGGUUUAGCCAUUUUAUCGGCAGCUGAACUAGGAGCACUCGACAAUGACAACGAACCGCUACCGGUUGUUAUAAUGUACACCGGCGAUAGUACACCGGGACGUAAUUCAUUUCGUCUUCUUUGGACUGAACUAUUUCAUUUGCCACGUAAUCCUGAUGGUAAUUUGGCACGUUCGUUUUUAAAAGAUUCCGAUUGUGAUUUUAAAUGUCCCGGAAAUACGGCCGUUUGUAUACCAAAACAUUUAGUAUGUAAUGGCAUUUUAAAUUGCCCAAAUGUAACAAUGACAUCAACACUGGAAACUCUACAGCAAAAUGUUCGUGACAAUUUGAAAAUGCUCGAUAUAGAUGAUGAAAAUUUAAUAAAACAUGCACGUUAUUUAACCGACGAAGAUCCAGCCAUUUGUAAACGAGGUCAAGAUACCGAAGUACCUUAUGUCAAAUUAUUAUUCAUUGCGGCCGGACUGAGUUUAGUGUUUACCAUUUUGUUGGCAUUGAUAUGUCGAUACUGUUGCUGUCGCAGCAAUUAAAAUCGAAAUUAAAAUUGCAUGAACGGUAUAUGAAAACUUUUUAUUUUUCUCGAUUUAAUAAGAAAAGUGUUAUAUACAAAUUACACAAUUUUUUAGCGAACAAAAACAACAACAAACACGAUGUUACGAUGUUAUGUUUGGUAUAUAAGGUAGUAUACUAAUAUUAAUGAUUCAUCGUGAAUAAAAUUAUUAAUUAACUAUUAAGAAAAUAAUAAAAAAAUGUCAUUUUACGAAGCAAAUGAUGGCAGUUUUUUUCUCUGCGUUGUGUUAGCAAAAGCAAUAACUAAAUAAAUGCAAGAAGAAGAGUCGAAAAUCAAAAUAUACAAAAAAAAAACAACUUAAAUGAUACCUACGAUUUCAUAUAACAACAAAUUUUUGAAAUUAGAUUGUAAUUAUAACGUAAUGACGAUCGACGACAAGUGAAAAAAGAACACACCGAAACAGAUGAAAAUAAAAUACUGUUAGCUAAUUGUAUUUUAAUACCUGAAAACUGAUUUUAAAGCCAAAAAUAAAGAAAAUUGAACACAGAGAAAAACCACUCA
This is a messenger RNA of Contarinia nasturtii (swede midge), 5512 nucleotides long. RefSeq lists its product as uncharacterized. The record is from RefSeq and is a predicted model, not a curated record. Gene Ontology annotation, cellular component: plasma membrane. The coding region runs from base 2028 to 4970 and encodes 980 amino acids. NCBI's taxonomy places the organism in Eukaryota, Metazoa, Arthropoda, Insecta, Diptera, Cecidomyiidae. The transcript has 8 exons.